Molecule: messenger RNA, 3105 nt
Organism: Monomorium pharaonis (pharaoh ant)
Lineage: Eukaryota; Metazoa; Arthropoda; Insecta; Hymenoptera; Formicidae
Product: transmembrane protein 104 homolog
Exons: 5
Coding region: 939-2243 (434 amino acids)
Source: RefSeq, a predicted model, not a curated record
AACUGCAGAAAUUCAUGCACAAAAUAUGCAAUUUUUUGCAGUAAUUUUUGCAUAAUUUUUUUCCUAUGGGUAAUGUCUAUUUGACUGUGUUUUAUCAAAAUUAAUAUUAUUUUGGCUGUGUUCCAAAAUUCACUGCCAGUACUGAAAAUCUAUAGUCUAUAGUAGUAAAAUCUAUAGUUACACAUACUAUAAAUUUUCAGUACUGGCAGUGAAUUUUGAAACACAGCCUUAAUCAUGUUUUCAUUUUAUAUAUGAUGUAUUACAGUUUACUAGAAGAGUUUGUGCUUUUUAUAUAUAAAAACUUUUUAAUUUAUAUAUGUAUAUAUAUAAUAUAUAUACACACACACACAUACAAUAUAUAAGUUAUCCACUAUUUUUCAAAUUAUAAUUUUCAGAUUGGAUUAAGUAACAAACUCAACAAAUUGUGUAAAAAACAUACAUGUUUAGAUUAGCACUUAAUUAUUAGCAAAACAUACUGUUAAGAAACGAAAUAGAUAACUUCUCAAUAGUAACUGAAACGUGGGUCUGACAUUGUCGCGGACGGAAAAGUACGGAAUGAUAGGUUGGGGUUUUUAUCAUUAACUCUUGUACUGCUUGUGUGCGAGGAAGACUGAACGGGACACGGGACGCGACACGACACGACAUCGUGUCGAAGAAGUUUUGCGAGUUUAAUACGGUUUAGAGCUGCCUCGAUUCGGAAGGGAAAAUGCCUGAGCAAAAUGUCAGUGAUCAGUAUCCAACAUGGGUAAGGAAAAGCGUCUAGCUUGAAUCUCGAAUCUUCACAUCUCCAAUGAAAAUACAUAUGGCGUAGCGCAUUUGCUGACAUUUACUGAUUCUAACCUCAGUCAGUAAACAGUAAAUGUCGGACUCAUAUACAUCUUCAAUCUCAUCGUUGGGACAGGUGCUUUGACUUUACCCGCUGUAUUUAGUCGAGCAGGAUGGGCACUUGGAUUAAGCGUCAUUUUAGUGUUAGCAUUCAUCAGGUUUUACAGACAAUAGGUGAAUCUGGUCUUUCCAAUUCAGAUUCGGAGGACACCCCGCUGGUAGCUCCUCUUUCAACUAGUCCAGAUCAUUUGGAUAUGACUAACAGUUAUUAUGUAAUUCAGGAUAAAAUAGAGAUGGGACAGAUGGCAUCAAUCUUUUUCAACAGAUUUGGCACAACUCUAUUCUAUUUAUGUUUUGCCAUAUAUCUAUAUGGAGAUUUAAGCAUUUAUGGUGCAGCAGUUGCAAAGUCAUUAGUAGAUGUCGCUUGCACUUAUUUGCCAAAAAAUCUUACUUGCAAUGAUACUAUACCAGAUACGGAACUUUGUUGGGAAGGUCUCAUGUUUAAUCGACUAGAUACAUAUAGAAUAUAUUUGACUAUUUUUGUUUUAUUAUUGGGUCCAUUUGUAUUCUUCAAUGUCCAAAAGACAAGACAUCUUCAAAUACUCACUUCGGUAAUGCGAUGGCUCGCAUUCACUGUAAUGAUUGCAUAUGCUUUAAAAAAUCUUGUUGUGUAUGGUCCUCGUGGUGAUCCACCUGUUGCUAAUUUAGCUGGAAUUCCCAGUCUUUUCGGAGCUUGCGUUUAUUCUUUCAUGUGUCAUCAUUCGUUACCGGCCCUGGUUGCACCAAUAGUGAAUAAAUCUAAACUAAGUCGAUUUCUCGCUUUUGAUUACACCCUAAUCGUUCUCUUUUAUUUAUUAUUGGCUUUAACUGGUAUAUUCGCGUUUGAACGUUUGGAUGAUCUUUAUACUUUGGAUUUUGGGCCACGUGUUUUGGGCGAUUGUUCCAAAAGUGACAAUAUUUCCAUGCUCCUUAUGGAGUAUUUCUUAGCCCUUUUCCCAGUGUUUACUUUGAGUACCAGUUUUCCCAUUAUAGCAAUUACCCUCCGAAAUAAUUUACAAUCGCUUUUUUUAAAAGAGGACACAUCUUACAAUUUACGUCUUCAGAAACUCGUCUUCCCCAUCUUGGCGGUAGUACCACCGUAUCUGAUCGCGAUGAUUACUAAAGAUCUGUCGAUAUUAGUUAGUAUCACAGGCUCAUAUGCUGGAGCAGGAAUACAAUAUUUAAUACCUACGUUCUUGGUUUAUUAUGCCAGACAAAAGACUAACAAAGUUAUCGGCCUCAGAGUCAUUAACAAAUUCGGAAGUCCUUUUUCAGGCAGAUGUUGGUUAAUUUUUGUUAUAGCAUGGGCUAUUACUUGUAUGAUUUUAGUUUCGGUCAAUUUCAUACAAAUACAUUUGCAAUCUUGGAUUAGUCAAUAACAAAAUAAAAAUUAUUAUUUAUAUCUUAAUGAAAAGAGAACUUGAUUUUUAUGACAUAAAUUUUGUAAAGAGAGAUAUAUACAAAAUACAUGUUUUACGAAAGUUGACUAUACAUCUCCAUUGAUAUAGUUAAAAAAUGUGAAUAUCAUACAGUAUAUAUAAUUAUUGAAGCAAGACUCAAUCGAUAUUAGUAUAGUAGGUCUUGUGAGCUGAAUGACGACUAAAACGAUAAUUGUUAUAGUGCGAUCUGUAACGUGAUUGAAUCGCGAUUUAUGAAAUAUUAAAAAUUUCAACAUGGGAUAUCCAUGAAAUAAGGCAAUCGUUCUUUGUGACAGGAUAUGUUUAUAUGUACACGUUUAUACGACAAAGUCGACAUGUAUAGAUGAAAUGUCGAAUAAGUUUAAUAUAGAAUCUAUAGUGAUGUAAAAAUCUGUAGAAAAAAAAUUUUUUUUUUGUAAAGUCAUGAAACAGAUAUCCGUGAUUUCUUUAUUAUAUUGAAGUUAUAACAGUUCGUCAUUGUACUUUUUUUAUAAGUUAUAAAAUAAUUUAUUUGCUGUGUAUAAUAAAAUAAUGUUAGCGUAUGUGAUAUAGCGGCAAUAGCAAAGGUAUAUGAUACAAUUUAUUUUUUUUUUUUUUUUUUUUUUUUUUUUUGAGAUUGUAUUUUUGUACAAGAUACGUAUGAAACUGCCAAAAAGAUAUUUGUAAUAUACCUCUCACAUCUGUGUACCUGUGUAAGUGUAGCGUACAAUGAAUAUUGUGGGUGUGUGCAUACGCACACAUACGUGUGUAUGUGUAUAUAUAUGUAUAUUUCUUUUCAAUAGCAAUUGAAACCAAUAAUAAAUAGUUGAUUAUACUCUCUAAA